Neltuma alba is the source of this 2667-nucleotide messenger RNA. RefSeq lists its product as uncharacterized. The coding region runs from base 278 to 1006 and encodes 242 amino acids. Lineage: Eukaryota; Viridiplantae; Streptophyta; Magnoliopsida; Fabales; Fabaceae. The record is from RefSeq and is a predicted model, not a curated record. The transcript has 2 exons.
ACUACGAGGAAGUUAAAAACGGAUGCGAAGAUGGCAUUGAGACGUUCAGGUACAAGAAUCUGCAGAGAUAUUGUUCUCCUGGCAAGUUUAUGCUUUUCUUCCAUUACUAGCAUAUUGAUCGUCAACUGUCGGGGAAAAGAAUAUAACUUUAAAUUGUGGCAAAAUGGUUUUCUAGCUGUAGGAAGGAAAGAGUGCUUUUUUUUUUUUUUUUGACCUGGAAGUUAGAUUAUCCUGUUGAGAUCCUCAUUUUCUCUUUACUGUCUCUUGUCUCGUAGCUAUGGAGGAAUCUGCCAUUGUUGAAAAGCAGAGCCAGAGAAAAAGAAGCAGCAGCGACAACAACGCUUUUGCCAAGUUCGUGCCUCUUGCUUCGCCAUUAGGAGACGACGGUGCAUCCCAAGAGGCAAACCUUGAAGCUGAAGGUCACGAUAAUGGACGCAAAAGACUCAAACCAAAUUCCCCGUCGGAGUUCGCCUACAUCUCCUCUUCCUCCUCUUCUCCUCUUCUCAAGCAAUCCAUGGCCCAAGACAAUCAGCAAUUUUCCUCUCCUUCCACAAUGAGUAAGCAUUCCACUGAUACAAGACCAUCUCCAUCUUCCAUUGCGAGCAAAUCCAAUAUCGCUUUCGAGGCGCUGGAUACAAAAAGCAGCCAAGAUCUCUCAGCUGAAGAUCGAUUUGAGCUGGGGCCGACAGGUUCAAUGGCAGCUGAACAACUAUCUAAGAGACCAAAGAGCGGAGGAAUCUACGAAGCAAUUAGGGUUCAUAGAGAAAGUACAUUGAAACGGCUAAGAGAACUGUGCAAUGAGGAGCCGACGAUCGAUGUGGGAAUUGAGAUGGCUGAUGUGGCAUCUCUUCUGAAGCUUAUGAGCUCCUCAACUGAUGAGAUCAUUGAGAGCGCAGGGCAAAAGGCUCAUCGGGGAGCACUGUUGUUGCUUCAAGCAGAGAUCCUUCGCAAGAAUGGUCUGCAGCUACUUUCUGAGAGCCAAAACUCGUUCAAGGAUAUCUUAUAAUUACGGGUUGCUUUGGUUCAAGCGGACCUUAAAUUUUCCCCUUUGUUCAAUCUAACUGUUAUUUAACUUCUUAUAUGAUACUGAUCUUUACGUUCGAAAGACAUGCUUUGGUUGGAAUCGAACAACUGAAUAUCUUUCUUUCGGUAUAUGCAUUUCUACGGAUUCAAUUUUCUGGGAUUCUUGCGUAUUCUUACAUAUGAUAACUUUGGUGAUUGGCAAUCGUGUCACAAUAUGAAGAAGUCAAAUGUACCGAUAUUUACUUUGAUUGUCAUUUUCAUAUUGGUUCUCUGGCACAUUCAUAAAAUCAAAAUAUUCUACGUCUUGAUAUAAACAUUCUCACAUAAAAAUGCUUCAUAGUAAGUUGGACACUGCAGACCUGCCUCUCUCGGCUUUAACUCUGAAAAUCACACAUUCUUCUAUCUGCUACAGUAUUGGGGUUUACAUGUGAAACUUCAUCUUCAAAAUUUACUUAGUCACGGGCAGAAUAAUAGGUCUGCAUGAUAGUAAGAGCAAGCAGCAGAGCAGCAGCUAUUACUCCUAUCAAUUUCCAUACAUUAGGGAUAUGGUCACGAAUCAGGAUCCUAUAGCUGCGUUUGCAGAAGAACUUGAUGAAUUCUACACACAGUCUGCAAUAAUGGCACAUCAUUAUAGGGAACUUCACCAAGGGGUUCACUGCCGAGUAUGCGUUCAAGUCCUCACACAGUUGACUGUAACUUGAAUCCAUUUGGUCUGCCCCACUUGUGAUUGUACUAAAAAGUUCGAGUAAAUCUUCGUUGCUUAUCUUGGUUUCAUUCAUUAUAACUCCAUUUUCUACGAGCAGCUCAAUAUCCUGGAGAGAACAGAUCAACCCUUUGAAAAACAGAGCAUAGGAAGUGAACUGCCUGUUGAUUCCGAUCCUACUCUGCUCCCAAGCGAUGAAGUUCCUCAAGUAGAUUUCUGUGGUGUUCACGAUAUGCAAAGGUGGAAUUUCUAGAACCCCUUUGCUGAAUCUAAACCCAAAGUUAAAUCUGAGGAUGUUUUUACAAUGUGCAGGUCGAAUUGCAACCCCAGCAGCUCUCAACCUGGUAGCACACCGCCGAAGUUCUUGGUGAGCUUGUUUCACCUUCUGUCCUUCUUCAACGAUGGAGGAUAAGUGCAAAAGAUGGAGAAAGUGAGCGACACUUGAACAACGAAUCCAAGGGUAUCUAAACAGGGAAAGAGCGAGAUCUGAAACAAGAUUAUCAGCAUCCCUGGUGAAGAGACUGGGAAAAAGUAUCCUGGCCAAUGUCUUGAUAACAAAGAAGGGUAUUUGGUUCUCAAGCAGAGUCAGAUCCGUUAGAACAGAGAAAAGGAACUCCUCGUUUUGAACUAUAGGAUCAGAAGCAUGGUUGUGGGAUUCAUGGUCAUUUGGUAAUAAAUUCAUGAGCUCUGGUGGCGACAAUCGAAGAAGGAGUUCUAACAAGAAACAACCAUCCAAAAGCAUAAUCUUAGCUAGCUCGUGGGAGUCAUACCUGAUGUUGCCUCCAUAGCUUGCACGAACAGCGUCGUCUAAGCCAAGAAUGACGGUGCCACAUUUGUCUAAGGCGGAAACAGGGUUUUGGGUUCGGUGAAGAAGGGAAAGCAUGUAACGCCAUUUGUGCUCUUCCAUGGCAAGAAGGUGACUUUUGGUUCCUCUGUGAAUG